Messenger RNA from Symbiodinium sp. CCMP2456, 1713 nucleotides. Lineage: Eukaryota; Dinophyceae; Suessiales; Symbiodiniaceae. The record is from the annotation of a GenBank genome assembly.
AUGGUCCAGAUCCAGGAGGUCGAGUCCAACAGCUCCUCGGAAGACUCCGAGGACAGCAGUGAAGCGGAGCUUCCUGCGGCCUCCGCGGCAGAGGCACCCGCGCCGUCUGCUACGGCAGUCGCGGCAGCGGCGCCGGAAACGGCACCUUCUUCUGGAGUGCCGCACCCAGCCGAGCCGCCAAGCGCAGAAGCCCUCAGGCUGCGUGCCACGCUGCUCUCCAACCGGGCUGCGCGUGCUGCAGAAGAGGCGCGUGCUGCGACGUCGACUCCAAGCGUUGCAAAAAACGCGAACCCUGAGCACCCGAAACGGCGAGUGAAAAGCCGAGACAAGGAGGACCGAAGAAAGACAGACAGGAAAGGGCGCUCUCGGUCCAAGCGCGGGAAAAAGCACGGCAGCCGCGACCGCCGCCGCCGCAGCCACAAGGGGCGCGACCGUCGCAGCCCCAAGGGGCGCGACCGCGGCAGAAGCUCCCCGCGGCGCGACAAGAAAGACCGGGGAAAGCGUGCUGAGUCCGUCAAGGACACGCCCGCACCAGCUCCGUCCAAACCGAAGGAUGCAGUGCUUCGCUGCAGGGUUUGCGACCGGCAGAUCCGCGGCGGUGCUUCGGGCCUUGACCAACACCAGAGGAUGGCGGCGUCACCUUCCGUGGAGGGACAGCUCGCACAGUGCUCCCUGUGUCUGUUGCAGUGCGAGAAAGUGUCGACCCGCGGCGCCCAGCUUGUCUGCGCGGGGUGCGUGAACGUUUCGUCCAUGCUGCAGUACAAGUUGGGCGGCAAGGUCUCUGCCACUUUGGAGGACAAGGUCGCCUUCUUCCGCAGGGCAAAGAGCACAGGGUCUGCCCGCUUGGAGUGGAAGACCGUGCGGGCCCUCGUGAAGGAGCACAUGAUUAUGCGGAAGAUCAAGCAAAGUGAAGUCAGUGUGGGAGGGAAGUACCUUCCCAUGAACGUGCACUUGGCUGCUGGCUGGAGCGAGAGCCAGGUCACGGCCAAGAACGACUUCAUGGAGGACCCCGAGCUCGGCAAGGUCUGGCGUGUUCCCGUCAUGGAGAAGACGGUUCGCCAGAUCGACGAGGAGAUCGAGGAAGAGCUCACUACCAAAGAGCAAGAGGUGACGAAGAGCCGGCAGGGCAAGAAAAGGAAGCCGCAAGAGGGAGAGCAAGAGGAGCCAGACCUGGACCUUCCUUGUGCUAAGGCACAAGGCAAAGCCGGGGACAGCAACAAAGCUGCCAAGAAGGAGGAGCAAGAGGAAACCAAAGCGGCACGCUUGACCUUCAAGAACAACAAAGCGAAAGCUGCGCUGGCAGCCAAGGCUGUAGCCUCCCUCUCCACACUCCUGUCCUCACUGAACUCUGCUAAGGGUUUCGCCGCCAAGGUUUGGGAGGAGCUCCCGCAAGACCUUCGCACAAGCCUCACGGAGGCUUUGGCUACGGCUCUCGCGUGGAAGACAGCCGCCACCUCGGCUCUGCAGUUCCAAGAGAACUACGAGCAGGCUGCCCUGAAGGACCCUGCGGCUCCGGUGCAGCCGCUUCCCGUGCUGCCCUUCACUGCGGAGACGUUUCACGACUACGACAAGGCGGCCAAGGCUGCUGUGAAGGAGCUGCGCCGUGCCGCCCGCGACAAGAAAGACGAGGCUGCCGCUGCUGCUGACGCCAGCGGCAAAGCCAAGGCCAAGCCCAAGCGCCGCGUUGUUGGUAAAGCCAAGGCAGCGGCUUGA